Fusarium poae is the source of this 642-nucleotide messenger RNA. RefSeq lists its product as uncharacterized. The coding region runs from base 1 to 642 and encodes 213 amino acids. The transcript is spliced from 3 exons. Lineage: Eukaryota; Fungi; Ascomycota; Sordariomycetes; Hypocreales; Nectriaceae. The record is from RefSeq and is a predicted model, not a curated record. Gene Ontology annotation, molecular function: protein binding.
AUGACGAAUCACUUCGUACGGGAAAGCCACGGUCGCUCAAGAGACCAGAUAUGGCAGUGCAAAAACGAAAGCCGGUAUCUAGACUUCACACUUGAGUGCAGAGGGGAAAUAUUCCGUGUUCACAAGCUGGUUAUUCUUGGCCAAGUUCCUGUUCUACAAGACAAAUGCACAAAUUUGAAUGGGUCCAUCAAGACAGACACGAUCGACUUAUCCCAAUUUAUGACCGAUACCGUACAGAGACUGAUAGACUACCUCUACCUCGGCGAGUAUGCAGCAGAUCAGAUUCUCCCGGGCUCAAUAAAUCAACGACCGAACCUUCAAGCACACAUUGAAAUGUUUGCCGCUGGAUCCGAAUUGAAAAUCCCCAUCCUUCAAGAGUAUGCGACUUACGAGUACUCAAAGACAUUACUUACAUGCUCGUUUACUGAGUACGUCUACUCAAUUCGUCAAGUGUAUGCCACGAGUUCCAAAGAUAACCCUAGGCUACGACUUGUAGUGCUCGACUAUGCUUGGAUGAGCAUAGCAAAUUCUGGGACCUCAAUAGACAGAUUAGAAUGGGUAAAAAAUGUCUCCUCAGUCUGCCCAGAGUUUGUGGAUGACCUGAAGUUAGGCCUCAAGUUAUAUCAAACAAAGAAGUGGUAG